Molecule: messenger RNA, 2377 nt
Organism: Linum trigynum
Lineage: Eukaryota; Viridiplantae; Streptophyta; Magnoliopsida; Malpighiales; Linaceae
Source: the annotation of a GenBank genome assembly
GGAUGUUGUGCAACGCUCGAAUCUUGAAGUGACAGGUUCUUGCCCUCUUUGUAGUCAAGAGCUAGAGACUAAGCACCAUCUAUUUUUUCAGUGUCCCUAUAUGCAGGAAGUGUGGAGCACUGUAUUCCCCUCCCCAAGGCGGCUUCCGAUUCCCAGUGACUUGCAGCAGGCGGUGGUAUUAGCUACUAGACGACUCAGCAAAUACUUGGUGGGCAGAAUACUCUAGUGUCUUGUACUAAGCGAGAUAUGGCGGGAAAGAUGCAGGAGAGUCUUCGGUGGGAAGCAGUUAACGGUGGUAGGGCUUGUCAAAAGAAUGUAGGGAGUGAUGGAAGCUAAAGAAGCAUGAUAUUCAGAGUUUGCUGACUCGGCUCUGAUCCGCUCACUGUGGUACAAAGUGUAGUCUUGUUGUAGCAAUUCUCAGCUUCUGGGAUUGUCGGUAGUUUGGGUUGCAGGUGCGUUGCAGAGUUUUUUCCCCCCCCCUUCUUCUGCUUGUAACUAGUGCGAGUUAGGUUUUUCAGUUUAGCUGUAGAGGUUUCUUUUCCUUCUGCCUGUAACUAGUGUGGAUUUUGUACAUAUUGUAUUUGAUGAAAUAAAGGCUCACCCAUUCAUAUAAAAAAAAUAAAAAUAGCGGAAGUGUUGAUGUGGAGACGAGUGAUUGGGUUAUGUAUAGUUACUCAAUGUUAGUCAUCCGAUCGGAUCCACUUCAAACUCAAGUAAAUCUAAAAAAAAAAAAAAAACUUCGGAAAUAGCAAUAUUGUCUUGUUUAAUUGGAAACCAUAUCCACUUUGAGCACCCGAGCUGUCACUUCUUCUCAAUGGCAACCACCCGCUUCGGCACUUCCCUUACCCCGCCUCCUCUCACCGGUAAUACAGUAGCGGCGCCGGCGAAAAACCCACCCGUACACUUCCCGACCUCAUCUUCACGUAUCUUUCUCCAAUUUCAAUGCUCCAAUCCGUCGCCUCGGUGCCAUUCUCCCACUCUUGACGCUCUGAUUUCGCCUUUCUCGGUGCGGCCUCAGACAACGGGCAGGUCACGGGCGGUUUUCAAUGAGGGAUCUGUACUGACAGAGGAGAGCAGCAGCGUCGGCUUCUCUGGAAAUGGAUCGAGAAAAGAAGUCCGGCCGUGCGAGCUGUACGUCUGUAACCUCCCGAGGAGCUGCGAUAUUCCGCAACUCGCCGAAAUUUUCAAACCCUACGGAACAGUUGUGUCCGUCGAGGUUUCCAAGAACCCAGAAACUGGGGUGAGUCGAGGUUGCGGUUAUGUGACAAUGGGUUCACAAAGUUCAGCCAGAAAAGCAAUGCAUUCGUUGGAUGGCUAUGAUGUUGAAGGGAGGGAAAUGCGAGUUAGGUUUUCAGUUGACAUGACUUCGGGUAGGAGAAUUGAGAGAAAUGAGGAGGUCAUGACAACUGCAUCGCCCUCGAGAACCCUAAUCUAUGAGAGCCCGUACAAGUUGUACGUCGGCAAUCUGGCCUGGACAAUAAGACCGGAUGCGUUGAGGAAGAAGUUCAGCGAGUUUGGGAAUGUGGUCAGUGCAAGAGUGUUGUAUGACCGUAAGGGAGGAAAGAAUCGUGCUUAUGGGUUUAUAUCCUUCUCCACUUCAGAAGAACGUGAGGCUUCACUAUGUUUGGACAGUACAGACUUUCAUGGUCGGGUAUUGGUGGUUAGAAAAGGUGUUGACAGGCAGGAUCUUUGAGCGAGGAUUUUUGUUGACAGCCAGGAGACCUGUGACAAAUCAAUAGCUGUUGUUUCAUCAAGGAGCUAUGACAUGAAGCAUAUGCAGAUCCCUCUGGUCAGUAAUGGAAGCCUGUCACAAUCAGUCGUUGGUGCCGUUUCACAGUAUUCAAUCCAGUUCUUCUGAUGUCGAACACCCUUCCAAAAGUUUUGUGCAAGUUAAAAUCGUUAAGCUUGUCGAGAGAUUGAGAUACAGGUUCUGAUUGGCAGCUUUAGACUGUUAAACAAUUUUGGUUUUGAUCUCUAGUUCAGUCUGCCGAUUACCGUGCAUGUAGCAUAUCAUAUUAGUUAUAGAUAGGAAACUUGCUGGUUGACUGUUUCGUCUUCGAUAUUGUUCUUCUAGCCUCUAAAUCGUGCGUGGUACAGUCGUCAUUGUACUUCCAUUUUGACCACAUCCAGUUGAACAUUGUUUUGAAGUCGUAGCAAAUUACAUUCCCUCUUUCCUGAAGAAUUAACGGAGCUGCUUGUGGCAAAGAUGGCGUUAUCAUGAUGCGAGUCUAGACGGGAAAGUGGUAAUUACUCAUUACUGUAAUUUUGGUCUGUCUAUGUUAUGAUUUUGCCUUCGGAAAAUAGGUAAGACCGUUUGAAAAAUCGUGGACCAAAUUGGACUGCAUAAUUUGGUUUAGAGUAAAAACAAUGACAUUGC